This is a messenger RNA of Spirodela intermedia, 314 nucleotides long. The record is from the annotation of a GenBank genome assembly. Lineage: Eukaryota; Viridiplantae; Streptophyta; Magnoliopsida; Alismatales; Araceae.
AUGUCGGGCAGUCAGGAGCAGCAGCCGGCGACGGCUCGGCCUUCGCUGCUGGAUGUCGUUCCUAUUCUGGUCGUCGUCCUCAUCGCCGCUCACGUCCUCGCAUUGGUAAUCUUGCUCCCUCGCAUCCGGAAAUUCUCCUUCAUGUUCGAGUGUUGGAGGCGAUCAUGUUCUCGCAGGUUGGAAGGUGUCUUCUGAUCGGAAUGUCUUUACUUCUCCCUUUCGGAUCGUAGGUUUACUGGAUCUACAGGCUGGCUACCGACAAUCAAGCUCAGAAGGUUAUUGACAAGCAGCCUCAGCGCAGGAAGGCUCACUAG